Molecule: messenger RNA, 2542 nt
Organism: Hemicordylus capensis (graceful crag lizard)
Lineage: Eukaryota; Metazoa; Chordata; Lepidosauria; Squamata; Cordylidae
Gene: SH3GL3
Product: SH3 domain containing GRB2 like 3, endophilin A3
Exons: 10
Coding region: 955-1908 (317 amino acids)
Biological process (GO): endocytosis; synaptic vesicle uncoating
Cellular component (GO): presynapse; cytoplasm; glutamatergic synapse
Molecular function (GO): protein binding
Source: RefSeq, a predicted model, not a curated record
GGCCACAUGCCAGGUCCGGCCCUUUGAGGAAGGUGGCCCCUCCCUCUGCCAACUGCCACCCUGACUGAGGUACCAUCUUGCCCUGAGGGGAGGGGAGGCAGAAGAGCCUAGUGGGCCUGCCGCCUCAGGAUGGCACCCAGCUCCUGCUGUUCCAGCGAGGCCACCCUUCCCUUCCGCCCAGAAGCGCUACCCCAAAUUGGCUGAGGAAGCAGCUUGCCCUGAGGGGAGCGGAGGGGAAGCAGAAGAGCCUUGUACGAUGCCACCACAGGACAGCUCCCACUCUUGCGGCUGAGGUGGCCCCUCCUGCCCUCCACUGCCACCACCAACUGCCACACUCUCUUGCCCUGCGGGGAGGAGAGCGGAGGUGAAAAAGUCUGCCACCUCAGGAUGGCUGAGGAAAAGCCUUGCCCUGAAGGGAGAAGAGAGGAGGCAGAGCGGCCCAGUGAGGGGGCCCACUAUCAGCUCCUGCUCUCCCAGCUGAGGAGCCCCCCUCUAUCCCCCAAAUGCCACACCACGGUGACCUUGCUGUGAGGGGAGGACGAGAGAAGGCAGAAGAGCCUGGUGAGGGGCCAUCAUCCAGCAAGGGCUGUUCCAGCUGAAUUGGACCCCUUCCUCCCACAACUGCCAGCCCCGAGCGACGGAGGAGCCAUCUUGCCCAGCCGGAGGGGAGCUGAGAGAAGGCAGAAGAGCCUAGCAGUGCAAACGGCUCGAUAUCACGGAAGCCUAUGAAGUGUAAAGUGUUGUAGAACUGGCUGGUUUCCCAUGUCAUCUCAAUGCCGGGUGCCUCUGCGAAAGGACUGAUACACUUUGACGCUGGGGGCCUGGAGCAAACGCAAAGCCCCGGACUUCUGUGAGCAUGUGAAGAGAGCGUGAAGCCGCGGCACAAGGCAGCAGCUAUUCAGUGAGAAAAUCAGUGGAGCCGAAGGAACAAAACUAGACGAUGACUUCCAAGAGAUGGAAAGGAAAAUUGAUGUCACCAACAAGGCUGUGGUGGAACUCCUAUCAAAAGCCACGGAGUAUCUGCAGCCGAAUCCAGCAUACAGAGCCAAGCUGGGAAUGCUGAACACUGUGUCCAAGAUCCGGGGACAAGUUAAAGCCACAGGAUAUCCACAGACAGAAGGGCUGCUCGGAGACUGUAUGCUGCGGUAUGGGAGAGAACUGGGAGAGGAGUCUGUGUUUGGCACUGCACUGAUUGAUGUGGGGGAGAGCAUGAAGCAAAUGGCCGAAGUAAAAGACUCCCUAGACAUCAACGUCAAGCAAAAUUUCAUUGAUCCUCUACAGUUGUUGCAAGACAAAGACUUGAAAGAGAUCGGGCACCAUCUGAAGAAACUGGAAGGUCGGCGUUUGGAUUACGAUUACAAAAAGAAGCGCCUAGGGAAGAUCCCAGAUGAAGAGGUUAAGCAAGCGGUGGAGAAGUUUGAAGAGUCCAAAGAGCUGGCAGAAAGGAGCAUGUUCAAUUUUUUAGAAAAUGAUGUAGAGCAAGUUAGUCAGCUGCUAGUCUUGGUAGAAGCCGCACUAGACUAUCAUAAACUGUCCACAGAAAUUCUAGAGGACUUACAGAGCAAGCUACAGAACAGGAUCAACGUGGUAUCGAGUCACCCUAGAUGUGAAUUCAAGCCAAAGCCAGUGAUAAGAUCAGUUCUGGAAAUCAGCAACGGGCAGCAGCACAAUGGAAUAUCACUCAGUUCAUCAAUGAAAUUAUCAGGGUCCUCUUUGCACAUGGACCACCCUUGCUGCCAAGCUUUGUUUGACUUUGAGCCAGAAAAUGAAGGUGAACUUGGCUUUAAGGAAGGGGACAUCAUCACGUUAACCAAUCAGAUUGAUGAGAACUGGUAUGAGGGCAUGUUGAAUGGCGAAUCAGGUUUCUUCCCCAUCAAUUACGUUGAAGUCUUGGUGCCCUUGCCUUAGGGAGUCCCCUGCGUCAUGUGCUUCACGCUGCAGCUGCGAUUUUGUGACUGAAACGGAGUCUUCACCCCAGGUGGCUUUUCAUUUCUGCCGCAUUCUGUGGAAGCCUCACCUUUUUGACCGACUUACUGACUUUUUUUGUAUGUGUCUCUUUAAUAAAAAGUAUUUAUUUUGUAUUCAUGUAGUUUGUAUACCAAAAAGGGUUGUCUGUUUUGUAAAAUGAAAAUACAAAAAAGAAAAGAUAAACAGCCUAGCCUACUUCUUUGUUCUGUGCCUUGAAGAUCUCUGUGUGAGGUGUUUACGGAUAGCUCAACUGUUGUGCCAGAAAAGUGCAUGUAUUUGCUCUUCUAAUACCAGAACGGUCCCAACCCAACCUUCUCUCUACUGUGGCUGCAGUGAAUUGCUCUUGGGCACUGUGCUUGAAGCUACUGUGAGUAAAGCUAAUUGUAACCAGAUGUCAUCAACCCACCUUUGUUACGUCUAACUUAACUGUGACAAGCUAAUACCUGUUGUGCACUGUACUCCGACAAUGAGCAGAAGUGGUCACCUCCUAAGAUGUUGCUGUGCAGAGUACAAUGUCAAGAGUCCCAAAACCUAUAUGCCACUGACCAAUUGUAAUAAACAUUGUUGUGGGAAA